AUGGCCGCCACCAGCACUACUACUGUCCCUGUCCGCCCCCCAAGAUUCAGCAUGAAAUGGGAAAGUGGGUGCAUAGAUUGCACCUUCCCCCUUGUUGCCUACCUUAUGGUGCAUCAUGGGGACUGUUGCAUACUUUUCAGUGAGGACAAGAAGAAGAAGAAGAAGAAGAAGAAGAAGAAGAAGAAGAAGAAGAACCAAACCGUGCAGGACAAUAACAGUGGCAUGCAGCCUUCUGGCAAAGAAAAGGGUCGCAUCCAUGCCAUCAUUGCACAGGAGGUCUUUGCCAAUGAUGCCCACUAUAGUGGCCAAUAUAAUGCAUAUCCAAACAAGUUUGCAGUAGCAGUUGCAAACUGUCUUGCAUUUCUUAAAAAAAUUGAACACAAUGAACGAGGUUUACCCAGACCAGUGGUGGAGUUGAACCCACUGAUCCAAAUGCAGCAGCCAAUCUACGUGCUUGUAGAGGAUGUACUAAGACAGCUUCUGACCUAUGAUGACCUUGAUGAGUUGUGGUGCAGCAUCCCAUCAUAUGCCCCCCAGGCAUUCUCAUCUGAUCCGAAAGUUGAUCACUCUAGCCACCUUCUGUCUAUCAUGCAGAUGAAAAGUACUCCUGCUUCUACAUCUGCUGCUGGUAGCUGCCCGGCUCCGGAUGACAAUGAAGAUCUUUAUGAUGCUGAUGCUGAUGAACUGGAUGGCCCAGACCCCUCUCAGGACCUCCAACCACUCCCCCAAACUGCAUCAUUUGCAGGCAACAACAACAAAUAUGACAUGCUGGAUGAUAGUGCAAUGACCAGCGAGGUGAACGGUGGUGACAGUAAGAUGAAUCCUGAUGGCGACGAAGAUUAUGAGACAGCAGGAUAUGAGGCUGCAGUUCCCCAUGAGAAUCGUGUUGACAAGCCUCCAUGCCCAUUCUCCCCUUCACCACCUCCAGAUACUAUUAUUUCACCUACAGUGCCACCACAUACCCCACACCCCAGUGUCCAACUCGCGAGCAUCAUUUACACCUCAUGCAAACUGUGCCUCCAGCCGCACAUCUCUUUUCAAGCCUCACCAGCCCCCUCCUUCUAUCGCAUCCUCUAUCAUAAGCUCAUCAGUACAAUCACACUCUUCAUCUGA
Messenger RNA from Suillus paluster, 1113 nucleotides. RefSeq lists its product as uncharacterized. The coding region runs from base 1 to 1113 and encodes 370 amino acids. The record is from RefSeq and is a predicted model, not a curated record. The transcript has 4 exons. Lineage: Eukaryota; Fungi; Basidiomycota; Agaricomycetes; Boletales; Suillaceae.